Molecule: messenger RNA, 1425 nt
Organism: Nerophis lumbriciformis (worm pipefish)
Lineage: Eukaryota; Metazoa; Chordata; Actinopteri; Syngnathiformes; Syngnathidae
Source: RefSeq, a predicted model, not a curated record
AUGAUCGAAAUCGUCGUCCUCGCUCUAUUCGCCUCGCUGGCCCCCGCCGACCUCUCGUCGAUCUCCAAGCGCUCCGCCAUCGGGUGCCCGGAGACGUGCGACAAAUCCCGCUGCUCGCCCCCGCCCACGGCAGCCGAGUGCCCGGCUGGAGUGGCGCUGGACGCCUGCGACUGCUGCCCCGCGUGCGCGGCCGGUGAGGGGGAGCCGUGCGGCGGGGACGAGCGCCGCUGCGGCGAAGGUUUGACGUGCACGUUCAGCGACGGCGUGCCCGCCACCGGCACCGUGCGGCGCAGGGCUUCCACGGGGGUGUGCGUGUGCUCCAGCCCCGAGCCAGUGUGCGGCAGCGACGGCGUCACCUACGGCAACGUGUGCCGGCUCAGGCUGGAGAGCUUUCGGGCGGUCGAUGCCAGGCGACCGCCUGUCAUCCUCGUCCAGUGGGGCGCGUGCGGAGAGGGUCGGAGGAACCCUGAUAGUCUCCGCUUCAAGUACAACUUCAUCGCUGACGUAGUGGAGAAGAUCGCGCCCGCCGUCGUUCACAUCGAACUUUUCCGCAAGAUGGUUUAUUCCAAGCGCGAGGUGGCGGUUGCUAGUGGCUCGGGUUUCGUGGUGUCGGAGGACGGGGUCAUCGUCACCAACGCUCACGUGGUGGCUAAUAAACAUCGAGUCAAGGUUGAGCUAAAGAGCGGCGCCACGUUCGACGCCAAAAUCUUGGACGUGGACGAGAAGGCCGACAUCGCUCUUAUCAAAAUCGACAUCCGCAACAAACUUCCAGUUCUGCUGCUGGGCCGCUCGGCAGACCUCCGACCAGGCGAGUUCGUGGUGGCCAUCGGGAGCCCCUUCUCGCUCCAGAACACAGUCACCACCGGAAUCGUCAGCACUACCCAGCGGGGCGGCAAGGAGCUGGGUCUGCGCAACUCCGACAUGGACUACAUCCAGACCGAUGCUAUUAUCAAUUACGGCAACUCGGGAGGCCCGCUCGUCAACCUGGACGGCGAAGUGAUCGGUAUCAACACGCUGAAGGUGACGGCAGGAAUCUCUUUCGCCAUCCCGUCCGACAAAAUCCGAGAGUUCCUCGCAGAGUCGCACGACCGCCAAGUCAAAGGAAAGAACAGCGGCAAGAAGAAGUACAUUGGCAUCAGGAUGAUGAGCCUCACGCCAACUUUGGCUAAGGAGCUGAAGGACAGACGAUCGGACUUCCCGGACGUUACAUCCGGUGCAUACGUCAUCGAAGUCCUCAGCGGGACGCCCGCCGAAGCUGCCGGUCUGCGUGAAAGCGACGUGAUCAUCAGCAUCAACGGCGCACGCGUGGCGUCUGCCGGCGACGUGAGCGCUGCCAUCAGGCGCGACGACACGCUGCGGCUGGUGGUGCGGCGUGGCAACGAGGACAUCAUCGUCAGCGUGGUGCCCAACGACGUCGAGCCGUGA